AUUGUGCAGCGAACAUGUCGAAAGGACUGGGAAUGUGUGCCACAGUAGCGCUUUGCCUGUCUCUGGUCCAGGCAGCUGUUAUACCACGUGCUGAGCUAAAAGCCGGGUCCACGCCCGCGCAAGAUACUACCAAGAGACCGAGUCUGGAAGAAGAUGUGACCACCGAAGAGGCAACUUCGUUGGCCAGUCCCGCUUUUAGUCGCGAUGAGACUGCUAGCAUAUUGAUUGACCCGGCCCCAGAAACCCUUCAGGUGGAUGUUCUACCCCAAAAGAAGUCCGCAAAACUCCUCCUGUUGAGCACCCCAUCCAAGCGAACCGUGGAGAUUGAACGUCAGCUGGAGGAGCAGGACGAGGGAGAGGACAGCAAGGCGGACGUUGAGGAAAGCGAGGCAGCCUCGGCCUCCGGCUCCGCCACCACGCCACAGCCCACCGCAGAAGAGCAGACCACAGACAGCCAGGAUAGUCCCACCACAGAGGGCAGAGAGUCGGAGGAAACCACAACUCCGGCCACAACAAAACUGUUUGCCAUUGAGGGCACAGUCGCUGGCGGGGACGCGCUCCAGCCCAAUGUAGCCCUAUCCCUGGCUCAGGACUCUGUCAACUCCACAGUUUCGAUUGCCGAACAGCCGCAGGUGGCCGGCGACAACAAUGCAGCUGUAGAGCUGGCCCUCGUAGAGCCGGAGGCAGAGUACGUGCUGGUUGAGGGACACCAGGAUGAGCUGGACCUUCAGCUGGCGAGCUUCACGCACAUUGACAGCGAUGUGCGCUUGCAGCCGGUGGUGCACUCUGUGGAAAUCGUGCCCACCAGCUUCGAUGAUCCUUUGAUUGUCAAUUACGUGCACAGUUUGCGAUGACUUUGACUGGGAGUACAAAUGGAAAUGGAGACGAAAUCAAUCAGAAAGCUCCGGGUUUAUUUUUGAUUAUGUUAAAGUAUAUGUUUGCUUAUU
Molecule: messenger RNA, 947 nt
Organism: Drosophila subobscura
Lineage: Eukaryota; Metazoa; Arthropoda; Insecta; Diptera; Drosophilidae
Exons: 1
Coding region: 15-854 (279 amino acids)
Source: RefSeq, a predicted model, not a curated record